Messenger RNA from Lutzomyia longipalpis, 5100 nucleotides. RefSeq lists its product as uncharacterized. The transcript is spliced from 4 exons. Lineage: Eukaryota; Metazoa; Arthropoda; Insecta; Diptera; Psychodidae. The record is from RefSeq and is a predicted model, not a curated record. Bases 97 to 2559 code for a protein of 820 amino acids.
GUUACGCUGUCACUCUCGCUCAUCUUCUUCCUCAUUAAUCGUCUAAGGCAGCGAAAGAUCCGUGCUCGUGAGACCCGGAGUGAUGAUCAACGAAGCAUGGGCAGUAUUGGCUACAUUGGUGGCACAAUUCCGUACGAGUACAAUGCCUCAGCAUAUCCGUAUGAAAACAAUUCAAAUCAUUACCAACUGUGGAAGCCACCCAGUGGUUACUUUCCACGCGGUGAGGCUCCACCACCGUAUGAGGAGGCUGUUGCAAUGAAUGCCUCCUCGUGCACUGUGAGCGUUGCCACAACAACCCACCGAACGGUGCCCAUUAGCAUCUGCCCGGGCGACAGUAGUAGCGACAUUGCACCGUCAAACAUCACAACAAACACCACUAAUCUCAUUAAUAUCAACAUUAACAAUGCUGGCAGCAUAACAGCCGUUGCAACGGGUGAAAAUCAUCAAAUUAACAAUUCCAUCUCUGCCAUACAGAAUAAUAGUACUUCUAACACAUUAAUGGUGAGUGGUGCAAAUCAACCGCGUUCCACGCAGACCCAAUUCAAUUGCACCUCAGCUGCGUGUUUGGUGGAGAAUGGUGGCAUUGCUGCUGCCAAUGUGACGAACACAUCUUCAGCAAUUUGUUCAUACGCAUCACCAUCGCAAGAGCCAAAGAAUCAGCAGCAGCAGCAGCAAUGUGAGGAGGCUCAAGCAGUUGGGCAGAUUUGCAUGAGAUCUCCAUGCAAUGGACGCGCAAUGGGUGCUCUCAAAGCACCCACAGAGACUCCAACAGUGCAGGAAAAACCAGUGGUGGUGAGUGCUGAAGUAGAGGCUGCAGCAGCAGAAUUGAAGGCUCCAACAAUUCUUCCACCUCCACUCUUUGAUGGGAGUAAAUCCUUGACGAGGGAUCACACAGGUGGCGGAGGGGGCUCAAAGACUCCAUCCACCUAUCGAAGGUACCAUCGCACAAUUCCACGGCAUUUCACCACCGGAAGCAGCAGCACCGGAGAAGGGGCAAAAGUGGACAAGAAGACGUGUCAGUGCCCCAUUCAGCAUGUGCCAAUGACCUACAUGGGGGCAAGUCAUCUCAAUUCAGUGCCACAGAGUGUUUUCCUCUCGGGCCUACCCACCAAGUUGAUAAGUAGCAAGAAUAAAUCCAAAGCGAAGGCCGAUGAUGGCACACAGCAUCACAGCAGCAGCACCAGCGGAAGCCUCCAAGUGACCGAAGGGGGGGCAGCAAUGGGGGGAAUUUCGCAAACAAACAGCCUUCGACGGGGACGUUCACCAAAUGCAAAAAUCGACGGAGCAUCAUCAAUCAUCACGACCCCAUCAUCAGGCACCAAUUCCCUCCCAUCGAGCUCUUCGAGUGCCACGGCGAAGAUUCCAACAAUCUCCAAAUACGUCAUCAAUGCCGAAAUGAAUAAACCCCUUGCCGAAGUGGAGCUCCAUCAUACAACAAAUUCCCUCCCACAGACCCCAAAUCAAUCCCAUCCGCGUCAUGUGCAGUCAAUCCUUAAGCACAGCCCACACGCGGGGGGAGGAAAAGUUUCCGGGGGUGUGUUGACGAAGGAAGUGGACACACCACCAUUUCCCAUUCAACUCAUUGACACCAUGUCAUCGGCACUGCAUCACCAGCAGCAGCAGCCACAGAAUCCACAAAAUCCGGCCCUUCCGCCAAAGCUCAAUCGUACGGGACAGAGGUAUCAUGUUGUGAAUGCAGCAGCACCACCGAAGAUUCAGACAAUUUCCAAAGCAGGAACAGCACACUAUGUACCCCGAAUGAUUCCCUACACGGGCACAGCUUCGAGUCACUUCUACAAAUCCCUCCCGCGCAAUGAGGAGGCCCUCAAAACAAUGCAGGCAUUUGUCUUUGCGGACACGCGCAUGUCGGAGAAGUCCCAGAGUUUGCACAAGAUUAACGCACAGGCAUCCCCGGGGGCAGCAACGAGUAUCAUUUAUGGUUUCCCACCGGCUGUCAAUCACAUCACGUACUCCCUGCCAAAGACUUCCAUGGCAUCUGCUGGGGCGUGCGGGAAGAAUGGGGCGAGAUGUUCAAUUUCGGAAGUUGUGAGUAAAGUACCUUCCGUCAUUAACAUUCCAUCACCAACGGCAAAUCCCAUCACUGUGUCAGCGGGACAUGCAGCACAGAGACAGCAAAUUGCAAUGCAUCGGAAUGCUGCAGCAGCAGCGGGGAUGCAAAAGCCCAGCACAACAGGAGGUGGUGGUGAUGAGAAACCCCUUCCGGUGUGUACAACAUCGAAGAAUUGCUCAAACCCAAAGGAGCACUUCUUGCCAAAUGACACGAGCUUGGAUGAUGAUUACUUGAGUGAGUGUGAGAAUUGCAAAUCAGCCCAUGGGUCACGGUACUAUCUCGAUGCGGAAACAGAAGAGACGCCCCAGGAGACGAUGACGCUGCAGAGGAAGAUGCCGGACAAUGAGGAGGAUCAACCGUACUAUCGAGCUUCACUUACGCUACCUACAAACACCAAGCAAAAAUCCACAUCUCUCAAAAAUAGUCGAGAAACUUGGUUCACCUCCAUUCCAGGAAGUUCAUCAUCUGAUGAUGAGGCGUGCGAAUGAGAUUUAAGUAAUCUUAUUUAAUUUAAUAAGACCACCAAUUAAAUUAAAUAAGAUUCAUCCUCCAUUCUCUUUUUUUCUCAAACACUCUCACCACCAUUCACUUCUUUAGGCAAUCGAUUAAAUCGAGAGGUGUUCUUAAAGAAAAAUUAAUUAAAAUUAAUUAAUCCAGAAUAUGUUAAAUUUUAGGAAGAAAAAAGAAUUCUCGAAAUAUGAACUUCUCGUUAUAUCUUCAAUAUUAAAAUAUAUUUAAAAGAAAAUUUACCAAAAUGAGAUAUAUUAAGUAUAAAAAAAUUGCAAACGAAGCAUUAGAUAAACAAACGAAGUUAUAUUAUAAAGUAUAAAAGAAAUCGUAUUUAAACUAUAAACUUUCAAAGGAAUUAAAUCCACCGAAUUUUAACGUCCUCCUGAUGAUUAUAUUUUAAAAAUAUAUUCGUCCUAAGUUACCUGUUUUACCUACUAUUUUUUAAGUUUUAAUUUUUUUUGUAUCAUUAUUAUUAAAUAACUUGCUCUGUAGAUUCGUAAUGUAGUCGUCGUUGUUGUGAAAUCUUUUCUCUCAAAAGAUUAAAGAAAAAAAAAAUUAAAUAAAAGAUAUGAAAAAUGUGAAAAGUUAUGGAAAAAAAACCAAAUAAAAAAAAGUAUAGAGUAUAUUUCUGAUAAAAUUUAGAAUUUAAGAGGUGCAAAGUUAAAGCUGUAGGGGAAAAAAUUAACAAAAAAAAUGGUAUUUGGUGAAAAUUUUUGGUCUCUAAUGCAAAGUAUUUGGAUUAAGUAAUGGAUUUCAAUGAGGGAAAAUAUUUGAGAGAGAGAGAAUCUAUAAUAAAUUUAAAAAAAUUAGAUUAAUAAAGUAUACAAAAACACAACACACAAAGUCAUUAAUAUGAAGGAAUUUAUUAGAGUAAAGAAUUUCAGUAUUUGAGAUGUGUUCUUGCUGAAUUUCUACUUCACAAAUAAUAAGAGUUUUUGCAGGGUUGUAAAAUAAAAUAAAUUGCAAAAUUGACAUAAUUUUAGAUUUUACAGCCGAGACACAUUUCGUGCCAUAAAAAAGGAAGUGAUUUUCCACUAAUUCUCAGCAGUUUAUAGGACCUUGCAGAGGUACUUUUCAAUCAAUUCAAGAAUAAAUCGAACACAGAAAUCUAUAAUAGAAAAUAAAUCUGAAUGAUUGAUCUAGGAAGAACAAUUUAACGAUAUUCCUCUGAAUUUAAGGUUUAGGCUGUCCGAGUAAUGUUUACGUUAUAACUUUGAAUGCAAUUUUUGGCCAAUUAAUUAAAACGCAAGAAAGAUUUUAAUUUGUUUUCAAAAAUUGACUCAAAAAACUCAUGAAAUCUUGAAUUUUUUUUAUAGUUUCUUAGUCCAGACAUUAAGCUUUCAAAAUACGUCACCAAAGGUUUUACAGAAGUUUAGGGCGCUGCUUGUUAAUUUUAUAGCAUUUUUAUUAGCCAAUGAAAUUUUUUACUUUACAAAAUUCCUUCAAAAAAUCACAAAAAUGUAGGGAAUAUCAAUAGAAAAAAAAAUGAUUGAAAAAAUACUUAAAAAUCUCUUCAGGUUGUUAAAUAAAAUUUCAAAGGGAGUUUAGUGAAAAGAAAAAAACUGAAAAUUAAAAACUAUUAUUGAAGCCAUUUAAUGUUAUUAAAACAAUGAAAAAAGAUAGAUUAAUUAAUCUGUGUGCUCUUCAACCUUUAAAAAAAAUUGCAGUCAAACUUUCAAGAAACAAAAUUCUUUUUGGGAAACACAAACAGGAGACAAGGAAGAUAGCUAAUGAAGAAAAAUAAAAAUAUAUUACACACAAGAAAUAUAAUUAUCAAUGUGUCAUUUAUUCAAGAAUAUAAUUGUAAUAGUAAAUUUAAAAAAAAAUAGGAGACAUUUUAAAAGUAAAAAAUAAUAAUACAUAAUAUAUUAAUAGUAUUCAUCAACGCAGUAUUAUCUCUAUCGAAUAAUUAAUUAAUUAAUUAUAAAGAAAUGACAAAAGGUAAAAAAAAAAAACGUGUAGUUGUUCUCUCAAGAAUAAUGAAAAGGAAUUUACUUGAUAAAAAUUACAUUUCUCGCUCAACAAGAAAUAAAUACUCUUGCCAAAGCCAACAAACCAAAGGUUUUGAAUUCCAAUCUUUUUUUUUCUUUAAUAAUUCUUUUGUUUUUUCUUUACAUUCCUUUUGAAAUUAAUUUUUCUUGUUUUUUUUACAACAAACUAUUGAAUAAUAAUUAUAAAAGAGAAAUGAACAAAAAAACAUCUCCGCUUCUCUCAAUCUCCUUGCACUUUGUAAAAUACAUUUUUUUUGUUUUUUAUUUCAAUAAAAUAUUUAUCAACUUAGGAAUUACAAUACGCGUAAUUUUUACUACCUAUUAACUAUACUAGAAAAAAAAUUAAUGUGAUUUUUUGGCCUAUAUCUCAACAUUUUUCUUUUAAUUCAUCUCUCUAAAUUUUUGUUUUAUUUUUUUUUUUCGUUAACUACCUACGUAUAUUAUAAUGUAAUAACUAAUAAAUUGACAUAAUAAAUAUAUUAACAUUAUACAUGUAUUAUUGUAAUUAAAUAAAAAUGAAAAAAAAAA